Molecule: messenger RNA, 3216 nt
Organism: Miniopterus natalensis
Lineage: Eukaryota; Metazoa; Chordata; Mammalia; Chiroptera; Miniopteridae
Source: RefSeq, a predicted model, not a curated record
CCCACACACACACUUUCCCUCCACCCAGCUCUGGCCAGGUCCCUGGAAAAGGAACAGAAAGGUCCUUGUUCCCAGUACUGCCUCUUUCCCUCUCUCUCCUCUCCCCCUCUUUUCUUCCCUCUCCUCCCACCAUCCACUUCUGUCCACUCAGCUUUGAGCAGCAGGGUGUUGGGGAGAGUCCAGUCUCAGUACAGCCUGUCUGGUGGUGUUGGGGGUUUCCUCUGAUUCUUCAUUGUUUUCUUCACCCUUGCCUCCAACCCUUACCACAGGCUGCCACCAUCAUCACUACAAACCCUGUGACUGACUUCCCCAUUGACCACAGCUCCCUUCUCUGGACAACUGUAUUCUGACUUCCGCCCUCUCAUUACUCCUCCCCUCCAGUGGUGGGAAGGGAAGGUUCCAAGCUUGAGGAAGACAUAACCUUGUACCUGCCUGCCCGCUUCACUCUCUGGCCCUGCCAGCUUCUCAGGGUCUGAGACAUUGACCUUUACUGAUCAGCCAAGGGUUCUGAGGACUCUACUUUCUCUAGCCCCGUCUUGCUGAGUGAACCCAGGGUAUUGUAACGCCUGAAGGGAGUGAAGAGUGGGCGGUCAAGGCACCAGAGCAAGAGCCCUCUGGGGCCUCUGGCAGAGGAGUGAAACUGGAACCAUCAGGGAACAUGAGUGAAUUUUGGCACAAACUGGGCUGCUGCGUGGUAGAGAAACCCCAGCCGAAGAAGAAGAGGAGACGGAUCGACCGGACCAUGAUUGGGGAACCAAUGAAUUUUGUCCACCUGACUCACAUUGGCUCUGGGGAGAUGGAGGCCGGAGAUGGACUUGCCAUGACAGGUGCAGUUCAGGAGCAGAUGAGAUCCAAGGGAAACCGAGACAGGCCAUGGAGCAAUUCUAGGGGCUUGUAGCUCCAACAGGAAUGGUUCUGCUGUAUGAAGUCUCCACUCUGUGCCCAGCCCAGAAGAGAUGCUGCCCCCACCAGAUCCCUCCUAGAACCAGUGUCCCCAGGGCCCCUUUUUUCCUUAUCUGCCUGAUAGUGCCUCAAAAGGCUUGGGGGCUGGACUCCCUUUACUCCCUCUGGCUAUAGCCCCUCCUGGAGAUGGGGUCAAGGCAGCAGGACUGACCAAAUGACUACUGGUUGGCCAGAGGAGCUCAGCUGAAGCCCUGGACACUCUCAGAUCUGAAAUAGGAGUUUAUGGAAACCUGGAAUGAGUUCCCUUCUCCUGAAUGACGGUCUGGGUGCCACCUGUUUUUAAACUAUUAACCUGGAACUCCUUAUCUGGCAGGUGGGUGAGGUUACCAAGCUGAAGCUGGCUUUGCUAAAAAGCUCCCUACCUCCCCUGCCCUUCUCCUUCCUCCUGGAAUGACCUGAAGCAGACGUCAAGCGGGGCCUGGGAGGUUGACCACUGCCUAGUCUACUCUCUUUAAAUCUCAGACCUUAAGCUUACAACUUUUUAAUCUCUCUGCCAAUACCAGCAUCUUUCUCUAGUUAGGCCUCUAGCCCUGUUUUUGUAGCAUUGCUAACUCCCCAGUAUCUUUCCUUUUCUUAAAUUAAAAAUUUAUGAUGAGUUCUCUUAAUUAUGCUCACCCCACUACUACCUCUGUCCUUAACCUCAUCCCUGUUAGAAACUUACUGUUUCCCAUUGAGUAAAACCUAAGGUAAGAGAUGGAUCUUAACCUGAUGACAUUCCAGUUAGGUCUCGGGGACCUGCCCUGCCCUCUGCCAACCUCCCUGCUGGCCCAGGUGAGAGGAGGAAGAAGGAUCUGGAGAGAAGCCCAGAAUGUAGCAAAACUAGGAGUUAUGUCUCAGAGUGGACUUCCUUCCUGAUCAUUGAGGAUGGGAGGUAGGGAGAUAAAUUGGUUGAAAACGAUCAUCUGCGAGUUUAGGAAUCUUAUGAUCCUCACAACCUGGGAGCAGGGAGACAUUCAGAGCAAGGUUUCUCAGUCUGGAGACUUUUGACAUUUUGGGCUGGAUAAUUCUUAGUAGUGGGGGACUGUCCUGUGCAUUAUAGAGUGUUUAGCAGCAUCCCUGGCCCACCCUAGUUAUGACAACCAAAAAUGUCCCCAGACAUUUGCCAAGUGCCUCCCAGGGGGCAAAAGCACCCCCAGGUGAGAGCGAGUGCUCUGGAGUCAACAUAUUUUUCUCUUAAAUGAUUUCUAUCCCACACCCUACCCCCAUCCCAUUAUCCUAAGCCUGAGGCUUGAUGAACUAGACCCCCUGUAAAGUAGGCUUCAUAGGGCUGCACAUAGUCUCCAAGCAAUCCUUUAUUCGUUGUGUUGCUCGUGCUUGAAUGGGUUGUUUCUGUGAUGAACAAGUACGAUGCUUCUCCCUUGCUCAGUGGAGAGGUUCCUGCAGUGGUGGGAUUGGGGAAGGAAGGAGAGAAAAGCAGUAGAGUCGCAGACACCCCAGUGCUGUCCUCCCCAAAUUUUAAGCUCUAUUCCUAUUCCCUAGUCCUGGAACCAGACACAAAUAAGACUCAGGGAGUUUUGUCUGAAGAACAGGUCCCACUUUCCACCUGGCCGAAGAGUCUGCUUUAGGUGGGAAAGUAAUGGAGGAGCAGGGUCUUUAGACACUUUCAGUUUUCUCAGGUGUUUUUUGUUCUGGCCCCUUCCUUACAGGGAGAUUAGGAAGGCAGGACAGAUGAGCUCCUGCCUGCUCUGUGUCCAGAAGGCAGGGGUCUCAGUAACUCAGUAACCGCAAGCAUUCUGUUUGGUGAUAGGGGGGCAGGAAUGUGGGAAUGAGGAUCCACUCUGCUGAUGCCACCAUCCAUGCAGUUUGCCCCCACCUACAGUGACUGAGGUUCUAAUUUUUUCAAGUUUCAGUCUAUUUCCUAAAGUUUUUCAGGGUCUAAGGUUGCUCAUAGAGAUAUUCCCAAUUUACGCUGUUCCAGUCAAACUAGUUGCUCUGACAAUAGCUCAUCUUGUUGCCCUGAAGUAGCUCAAUAGCGUGGGGUUUUACUAGAUCUGAAGGGUUGACAGGCUAGGGUGGAAAGAUGGGGGCUCCUGAAAUCUCUGGUCACCCUGAUCUUUAGCCUUAUUCUUAUGCCAAUGCUUUGAACAGUUUUUUCCUUGGUUCUCUCUCCUUUAGCUACCUUCUCUAAUGUGUGUGCUACCAUCACUUUAACAAUAUUUAGAGUGAUGGGAAUGGGUUUGAGAGUCAUAAUUUAUAUUGAAAAUUUGUUGGACUUCUAAAUACAUUUUUCAAAUAAAAAGUUUUAGCAAAAUA